AUGAUUGUGCGGUGCAGCAUAGGGCAGCAGUGGCUGCCACCAGGCGAUGGGCAAGAUGGGGCAGACGUUGGGGUUGCAGAGGGAGUGGGAGAGGCAGGCUGGUGGCAUUGCUGCUCUGUGGAAUGGAUGGAGACCAUGGAAGAAGACUGCAUGGUGAGCAGGUGGGAAUUGCCAGGGCGCAUUGUGCCAAAAAAAAUUGGAGUGGGGAUGGAGAGGUCCAGAAUCCAGCAUGACAGUGUCAGGGCUGUGCAGGUGACACGGCAUGGAAGGAGUGCAGUCUGGGGAUGCAGGCAUGGAGCUGCAGCAAGUGGUGGUGUGGAGUAA
Molecule: messenger RNA, 324 nt
Organism: Ostreobium quekettii
Lineage: Eukaryota; Viridiplantae; Chlorophyta; Ulvophyceae; Bryopsidales; Ostreobiaceae
Source: the annotation of a GenBank genome assembly